GUAUUUUAGCAGUUCACUGUGGUGACCACUGUGUAACUCAAUGGCUAUUCAGGUGUUUCAGUGUCAUAAUUCAGGUGUACAUUAUUGUCCAGACCGCUCCUGCAACAGCACGUAUUUGUUAUUUUCAAAAGGGGCCCAAUCACAGUCGUUUUUCGAUUACUAAUUCAGCGUUUAAAAAAAAACAUCUUUGUAUAGAGAUUUUGGGGCAGAUUGCCAUUUGUUACUUGGAAGUAACAUAUUUUUUUAAAUGUCAUUUUUAAUGUACAAGUGUUUCCAAUAAGGCGAAAAAGGUCAUGAGAUUUGAAAGAAGUGUAAUUCUGACACGCCAAGCGCCCCCUGGAGGAAGACAGCGCUGUGUCACAGUUACUAGACAGUAAUAUGUGUUGCAUCCACUAGAGGCGCUAUAACAUUAACACACUACCUGUGGGCGCACUUAAAAACAUCCGGUAGGUUCAUCACUGGAAAAAGUGGGUUUAUUGCUCGCAAAUGUGUAUCUAAUGUAGUUGAUCAUAUACAGCUAUUCACUGGAAUCAAAGAGCUUUGUGGUCGGCUCAUCCUGCUUUAGGGGAAGAUUAAUCUUUAUUAGUGUCGUAAGUGUCAAUGACGAUGUAGGCUGAAAAGUCAGAGAUAUUCUCAUCAUAUCAAGAUCUUAAUUUCACAUGCAUGUGAAGGUGUUGUCCAGCGGUGGGCAUGAGUGACAGUCAUCCUCUGCGGUCGAUGAGCUCUACGGCUGAGAUCGAUCACCUCCAUCUCCUCUCAGAGCAGCUCGGUGCUUUAGUUCCUGGUGAAGAAUACAGUGAUGUCACCUUCCUGGUGGAGGAAAAGUGCUUUCCCGCACACAGAGUCAUUCUAGCGGCCCGCUGCCAGUAUUUCAGGGCUUUGCUAUACGGAGGACUGAGGGAGUCGCAGGCCCAGGCUGAGGUCCGAUUGGAGGAAACACGUUCCGAGGCUUUUUCAAUGUUGUUGCGGUACCUGUACACGGGCCGAGCCACACUGAGUGAAGCCAGAGAGGAGACUUUGCUGGAUUUUCUGGGGCUGGCGCAUCGCUAUGACCUCCAACCACUAGAAGGCUCCAUUUGCGAGUUCCUCCGCACUUUAUUGAACACACGGAACGUGUGUCUGGUGUUUGAUAUGGCUAGUCUGUACUGUCUGAGCGGGCUUGCCGAGGCAUGCUGUGCCUACAUGGACCGGCACGCCACUGAAGUGUUAAAGUCGGAUGGCUUUCUCACCCUUUCAAAGUCUGCCCUGUUGACAGUUGUGAGCAGAGAUUCAUUUGCUACUAGUGAGAAGGAGAUCUUUCUGGCUCUCAGUCGCUGGUGUCACCACUAUGGUGAGGGCCCGGACUCAAAGAAAGUGAUGUCAGCAGUGCGACUGCCUCUAAUGACUCUCUCUGAAAUGCUGAACGUGGUUCGUCCCUCGGGCCUUCUCAGCCCAGAUGACCUGCUAGAUGCCAUACAGACCCGCUCGGAGAGCAGAGACAUGGACCUCAACUACCGCGGCAUGCUCAUCCCAGAGGAGAACAUUGCCACUAUGAAGCAUGGCGCUGUGGUGACAAAGGGUGAACUGAAGUCUGCUCUCCUGGAUGGAGACACACAGAAUUAUGAUCUGGACCAUGGCUUCACCAGACACCCUAUAGAAGAUGAGGGUCGAGCCUCAGGCAUCCAGGUGCGCUUGGGUCAACCGUUUAUCAUCAACCACAUGCGUCUACUUCUUUGGGACAAGGACAGCAGGUCAUACUCUUAUUAUAUCGAAGUGUCUAUGGAUGAGCUGGACUGGGUACGAGUGGUGGAUCACUCAAAGUUUCUGUGUCGCUCCUGGCAACACCUUUAUUUCCCAGCACGAGUCUGCAGGUUUAUUCGUGUUGUGGGAACACAUAACACUGUAAACAAAGUUUUUCAUUUGGUGGCUUUAGAAUGCAUGUUCACACAGCGACCUUUCACCCUGGAGAAAGGCCUACUAGUUCCCACAGAGAAUGUGGCAACCGUGCAGGCGUGUGCUAGUGUAAUAGAGGGAGUAAGUCGCAGUAGGAAUGCCUUGCUGAACGGGGACACCAGCCACUAUGACUGGGACUCUGGAUACACUUGCCAUCAGCUGGGAUCUGGAGCCAUCGUUGUCCAGCUCGCUCAACCUUACAUGCUGGGUUCAAUGCGGUUGCUACUGUGGGACUGUGAUGAUAGAAGCUAUAGCUAUUAUGUGGAGCUGUCCACAAAUCAGCAACACUGGGUGAGGGUCGUAGACCAAACUAAAGUGGCAUGCAGGUCCUGGCAGACUCUGGUUUUUGAUAGACAACCUGCAUCCUUCAUACGUAUCGUGGGAACUCAUAACACUGCAAACGAGGUGUUCCACUGUGUUCACUUUGAGUGUCCAGCACAGGUGGACAGAGUUGUUAAAGAAGGAAGUCCUGGUCCAGAUCAGCCCAAACCGGACUGCAGUACCCAGAACUCCCAUUCUCAAAGCCUGAUGUCCCAGAAACCCUCCACAUCAUCCUCCUUAUCCUCCUCGCACACAUAGACUGUGGAUGUAGCCUAUUCUCAAUGCUGCACACUUGCAUAAGUAUGACAAAACACACAUGCUCAUCUCAUGGGCUUGUGUUUGUUCUGAAGGUUAUGUGCUGCUAAAUAAAGAACUCUUUAUAUUUAUAAGGAAAUACUCGAGCUGAUUGAUAUAACGUAUUGAUGAUAAUAAUAAAGGCUCUGUUCCAAAACCUAGUGAGCUGCCUAUGUAGGCAGCAUUUUAGAGUAUCAUAGAUAUGCUCACAAUGCAAAAAAAUGCUGCCUUAGAAGGUAGCUUCCUGUGUAGGCAAUAGACAGCUAGGCAGUUCACUGGGUUUUGGCCAUUGACUGUCAGUCAUACGCACUUAUUUUAUUAUGUUCAGAUAAUUGCUAAAUAAAAAAAUUAAGG
Myxocyprinus asiaticus (Chinese sucker) is the source of this 2901-nucleotide messenger RNA. Its product is annotated as BTB/POZ domain-containing protein 9-like. Gene Ontology annotation, biological process: adult locomotory behavior; modulation of chemical synaptic transmission; circadian behavior. Gene Ontology annotation, molecular function: protein binding. The record is from RefSeq and is a predicted model, not a curated record. NCBI's taxonomy places the organism in Eukaryota, Metazoa, Chordata, Actinopteri, Cypriniformes, Catostomidae. The transcript is spliced from 11 exons. The coding region runs from base 691 to 2511 and encodes 606 amino acids.